CAAAACAGAGGGUCAGUUCCACAGCAACAUGGAGGAGCUCCAAGGUCUUGUAGCCAAGCUGGACCCACUCAUCAAGCCAGCUGGAAGGGAAGAGCUAGCCCAGAAGAUGGCUUCCCUGGAAAGAAGGAGUCAGAGGGUCUUCCAGGACUCCCAUGCCCAGCAGGACCUCCUGCAAGAUGUACGGUUCAAUGGCAGGAGUACCAGAAAGCAAGGGAAGAGGUCAUCGAGUUGAUGAACGAUGCGGAGCAGAAGCUGUCUGAGUUUUCAUUGUUGAAGACUUCUUCCAGCCAGGAAGCUGAAGAAAAGUUGUCAAAACACAAGGCUUUAGUGUCUGUAGUUGACUCUUUCCAUGAGAAAAUUGUGGCCCUGGAGGAAAAGGCAUCACAUCUAGAGAAAACCGGAAAUGAUGCGAGCAAAGCGACCCUAAGCAGGUCGAUGACCACUGCCUGGCAGCGCUGGACGCGUCUCCGUGCUGUGGCCCAGGACCAGGAGAAGAUACUGAAGGAUGCAAUAGAUGAGUGGAAGGGCUUGAGCGAUAAGAUUAAAGAAACCACCGAGAAGAUUGAUCAGCUGCAAGGUAAAUUACCUGGGAGUUCGCCAGAAAAAGCCUCAAAAGCAGAGCUCACGGCCCUCCUUGAGUGCCAGGACACGUGUUUGUUGGAGCUGGAGCAACAGCAGCAGGCCUUAGGCGUGCUUCAACAGCGAGCGCUGAGCAUGCUGCAAGACGGAGCCCUCCCCGGUGCGGGAGAAGAGGUGCCCAUCCUGCAGGAAAUCACCGCCAUGCAGGAUCAGUGUCUCAACAUGCAAGACAAAGUGAAGAGUCACGGCAAACUGGUGAAGCAGGAGCUCCAGGAGCGAGAAGCCGUGGAGACGCAAAUCAAUUCUGUGAAGUCUUGGGUUCAAGAAACAAAGGAAUACUUAGGGAAUCCGACAAUAGAGAUAGACACACAACUGGAAGAACUGAAGACCCUCCUGGCUGAAGCCACAAGCCACCGAGAGAGCAUCGAGAAAAUUGCAGAAGAACAGAAGAAUAAGUACUUGGGUCUUUACACUAUAUUACCAUCUGAAAUCUCCCUCCAGCUAGCUGAAGCUGCGCUGGACCUAAAGAUCCAUGAUCAGAUCCAAGAGAAGAUACAGGAAAUCGAGCAGGGCAAGGCCACCAGCCAGGAGUUCGCGCAGAUCCAGAAGGUGGCCAAAGAUCUCACCACCAUUCUAACAAAGCUGAAAGCCAAAACCGACAAUCUCGUUCAAGCUAAGACUGACCAGAAGAUGCUGGGAGAAGAAUUAGAUGGCUGUAAUUCAAAGUUAAUGGAAUUGGAUGCUGCUGUACAAACAUUCUCAGAACAGCACGGUCAGCUGGGCAAGCCAUUGGCCAAGAAGAUAGGAAAGCUGAUGGAACUCCACCAGCAAACUAUCAGGCAGGCUGAGAACCGGCUAUCCAAACUCAACCAGGCGUCAUCACACUUAGAAGAAUACAAUGAAAUGCUUGAGUCCAUUCUGAAGUGGAUUGAGAAAGCUAAAGUCUUGGUGCAUGGAAACAUCGCAUGGAAUUCUGCAAGCCAACUCCGAGAACAGUACAUCUUACACCAGACGCUGCUAGAAGAGUCUGAAGAAAUUGACAGUGACCUGGAAGCAAUGGCAGAGAGAGUGCAAUACCUUGCCAACGUGUACUGCACAGAAAAAAUGUCACAGCAAGCGGCACAGUCAGGACGGGAGACCGAGGAGUUACGGCAGAUGAUCAGAGUUCGUUUGCAGAGUCUCCAAGAUGCAGCCAAGGAUAUGAAAAGGUUUGAAGGAGAGCUGAGAAAUUUACAGGCGGCUUUGGAACAAGCCCAGACAAUUCUGACUUCCCCAGAGGUGGGGCGCCUUAGUCUCAAGGAGCAACUGUCCCAUCGACAGCAUCUGCUGUCAGAGAUGGAGUCACUGAAGCCCAAGGUACAGGCCGUGCAGCUCUGCCAGAGUGCUCUCCGGAUCCCCGAGGACGUGGUCGCCAGCUUGCCUCUGUGCCACGCUGCCCUGCGGCUGCAGGAGGAAGCCAGCCAGCUGCAGCACACGGCCAUCCAGCAGUACAACAUCAUGCAGGAGGCAGUGGUACAGUAUGAACAGUACGAACAGGAAAUGAAGCAUCUCCAGCAGCUGAUAGAAGAGGCUCACAGAGAGAUCGAAGACAAACCCGUGGCCACCAGUAACAUCCAGGAGCUGCAGGCACAGAUUUCUCGGCACGAGGAGCUGGCGCAGAAAAUCAAGGGCUACCAGGAGCAGAUCGCCUCUUUGAAUUCCAAAUGCAAGAUGCUGACCAUGAAAGCCAGGCACGCCACCAUGCUGCUGACCGUGACCGAGGUCGAGGGGCUGGCGGAAGGGACCGAGGACCUGGACCGUGAGCUCCUCCCCACACCUUCGGCCCACCCCUCCGUGGUCAUGAUGACUGCAGGUCGCUGUCACACUUUGCUGUCACCUGUCACUGAAGAGUCUGGGGAGGAGGGGACCAACAGUGAGAUUUCCUCUCCACCCGCCUGUCGUUCCCCGUCACCUGUGGCUAACACAGAGGCGUCUGUUAACCAGGACAUUGCGUACUACCAAGCCCUGUCUGCGGAGAGGCUGCAGACGGAUGCCGCCAGGAUCCCCCCCAGCGCCGCUGCAUCCCAAGAGUUGUAUGAGCCAGGACUGGAGCCCUCGGCGACUGCCAAGCUGGGUGACUUACAACGUUCCUGGGAAACCUUAAAGAAUGUGAUCAGCGAAAAGCAGCGGACCCUCUACGAAGCCUUGGAACGCCAGCAGAAGUACCAAGACUCUCUCCAGUCGGUCUCGACCAAAAUGGAGGCCAUGGAGACGAAGUUGAGCGAGAGCCUCCAGCCCGGCCGGAGUCCAGAAAGCCAGAUGGCUGAGCAUCAGUCUUCCCCACAGGCCCUGAUGGAUGAGGUGCAGAUGCUCCAAGAUGAGAUCAAUGGACUGCAGGCGUCUCUUGCAGAGGAGCUGGUGGCCGAGUCUCAGGAGUCGGACCCAGCGGAGCAGCUGGCCCUGCAGUCCACGCUCACUGUCCUGGCGGAACGGAUGUCCACCAUCAGGAUGAAGGCGGCUGGCAAGAGGCAGCUUUUGGAGGAGAAGCUAAAUGAUCAGCUGGAAGAGCAGAGACAGGAGCAGGCUCUGCAGAGGUACCGCUGUGAGGCGGAUGAGCUGGACCACUGGCUGCUGAACACGAAGGCCACCUUGGAUGUCGCACUUGGUACACCCCAGGAGCCCAUGGACAUGGACGCCCAGCUGGUGGACUGCCAGAACAUGCUCGCGGAAAUCGAACAGAAAGUGGUGGUCCUGUCCCAGCUGUCCGUGCACAACGAGAACCUCUUGUUGGAGGGCAAGGCGCACACAAAGGACGAGGCAGAGCAGCUGGCAGCCAAGCUGAGGGUGCUCAAAGGGAGUCUCUUGGAGCUGCAGAGGGCCCUGCAUGACAGACAGCUCAACAUGCAGCAGGGAGCCACACAGGAGAAAGAGGAGAGCGAUGUUGACCUCACAGCCGCGCAGAGCCCUGGCGUACAGGAAUGGCUGGCCCAGGCCCGCACCACUCGAACCCACCAGCGGCAGAGCAGCCUCCAGCAACAGAAGGAGUUCGAGCAGGAGCUAGCAGAGCAGAAGAGCCUUCUCCGCUCAGUAGCUAGCCGUGGAGAGGAGAUCCUAACCCAGCAUUCCGCAGCAGAGGGCUCAGGUGGCCUUGGUGAAAAACCUGCUGUGUUAUCCCAGGAGUUGGGGAUGGAAGGGACAAAAUCAUUGGCUGAAGACCAGAUGAGAAUGAAAUGGGAAAGCCUACAUCAAGAAUUUAGUACCAAGCAGAAACUACUACAGAAUGUUCUGGAACAGGAACAAGAGCAAGUGCUGUACAGCAGUCAGAACAGACUCCUCACAGGGGUGCCACUGUACAGAGGGGAAGCGCAGACGCAAGACAAGUCUUCGGUGACGUCCUUGCUGGAUGGACUGAACCAGGCCUUCGAGGAGGUGUCAUCACAGGGUGGAGGAGCUAAAGGACAGAAUAUCCACUUGGAGCAGAAGUUGUAUGAUGGGGUCUCGGCCACUUCAACCUGGUUGGAUGACGUUGAAGAACGUUUAUUUGUGACCACAGCGCUUUUGCCAGAAGAAACAGAAGCUUGUCUCUUCAACCAGGAGGCUCUUGCCAAAGACAUUAAGGAAAUGUCCGAAGAAAUGGAUAAGAACAAGAACUUGUUUUCCCAAGCAUUCCCAGAGGAUGGUGACAACCGGGACGUCAUUGAAGACACUCUGGGUUGUCUUUUGGGCAGAUUAUCCUUGCUGGAUUCAGUAGUGGAUCAGCGAUGUCAUCAGAUGAAAGAUAGACUCCAGCAGAUCCUCAAUUUCCAGAAUGACCUGAAGGUGCUGUCUACAUCCUUAGCUGACAACAAAUACAUCAUCCUGCAGAAACUGGCAAAUGUGUUCGAACAACCCAUUGUGGAACAGAUGCAGGCCAUACAACAGGCGGAAGAGGGACUGAGAGAGCUGGACGGGGGAAUCUCAGAGUUGAAGCGUCGCGCUGACAAGUUGCAGGUGGAGCAGCCUGCCCUGCAAGAACUCUCCAAGCUCCAGGACAUGUAUGAUGACCUGUUGGUGACCAUCAGUUCCCGGAGGAGCAACCUCAACCAGAACCUUGCCCUCAAGAGUCAAUAUGACAGGGCCUUGCAAGAUCUGGCAGACCUGCUGGACACUGGACAAGAGAAGAUGGCAGGGGACCAGAAAAUCACGGUGUCCUCCAAAGAAGAAAUCCAACAACUGCUUGACAAGCACAAGGAGUACUUCCAGGGUCUGGAAUCUCAUAUGAUUUUGACUGACACACUCUUCAGAAAGAUCAUCGGCUUCUCCGUUGUGAAGGAAACUCAGCUGCACAGGGACCGCAUGGAUCAGGCAUCUGCUGUGCUGAAACAGGCCCAUAAGAGAGGCGUGGAGCUUGAGUACAUCCUAGAGAUGUGGUCCCAGCUGGAUGAGAGCCGCCAGGAGCUCAGCAGACAGCUGGACGUGGUGGAAAGCAGCAUCCCAAGCGUGGGCCUCGUGGAGGAGAGUGAGGACAGACUUGUGGAAAGGACAAGUCUCUACCAGCAUUUAAAAUCCAGCCUUAAUGAAUACCAGCCCAAAUUGUAUCAAGUGUUGGAUGACGGAAAGCGACUGCUGAUGUCCGCCAGCUGCUCGGAUCUUGAAAGUCAGCUAAAUCAGCUGGGGGAGCGCUGGCUCAGCAACACCAACAAAGUGUCCAAGGAACUCCACAGACUGGAGACCAUACUGAAACACUGGACCAGGUAUCAAAGUGAAUCUACAGAUCUGAUUCAUUGGCUACAGUCUGCAAAGGACAGGCUGGCAUUUUGGACUGAACAAUCUGUGACGGUCCCACAAGAGCUGGAAAUGGUCCGGGAUCAUCUCAAUGCUUUCCUGGAGUUCUCCAAAGAGGUAGAGGCCAAGUCUUCCCUGAAAUCAUCAGUCAUGAGCACUGGAAAUCAACUUCUUCGAUUAAAGAAAGUGGAUACAGCUGCCCUGCGUGCCGAGCUGUCCCGCAUGGACAGCCAGUGGACUGACCUACUGACAAGCAUUCCCGUGGUGCAGGAGAAGCUCCAUCAGCUCCAGAUGGAUAAGCUACCUUCCCGCCAUGCCAUUUCUGAGGUCAUGAGUUGGAUCGCACUCAUGGAAAGUAUCAUCCUGAAGGACGAAGAGGACAUAAAGAAUGCAAUAGGUUACAAGGCGAUCCAUGAGUACCUUCAGAAAUAUAAGGGUUUCAAGAUAGACCUGAACUGCAAGCAGCUGACAGCGGACUUUGUAAACCAGUCAGUGCUGCAGAUCAGCAGUCAGGAUGUGGAGAGCAAGCGCAGCGAUAAGACGGAUUUUGCCGAGCAGCUCGGAGCAAUGAACAAAAGUUGGCAGCUCUUGCAAGGUCGAGUGGGUGAGAAGAUCCAGCUGCUGGAAGGCUUGUUGGAGUCUUGGUCAGAAUAUGAAAACAGUGUACAGUCUCUGAAAGCUUGGUUUGAAAACCAGGAGAAGAAGCUGAAAGAGCAGCAGCAGAUUGGUGACCAGACUUCCGUUCAGAAUGCCUUGAAGGACUGUCAGGAACUGGAAGAUUUGAUUAAAGCAAAAGAAAAGGAAGUAGAGAAAAUUGAGCAGAAUGGACUUGCAUUGAUUCAGAACAAGAAGGAGGAGGCCUCUGGCAGUGUCAUGAGCACAUUGCGGGAACUGAGCCAGACCUGGGCCAGUUUAGACCACAAGGUUGGGCAGUUAAAGAUGCUGCUGACAUCUGUGCUUGGCCAGUGGGGCAGUCACAAAGCAGCCUUUGAUGAGAUCAACAGUCACAUCAUGGAAGCCAGAUACGCUCUGUCUCGAUUCCGUCUGCUGACUGGUUCCUCUGAAGCUGUUCAGGUUCAGGUUGACAAUCUUCAGAAUCUUCAUGAGAGCCUAGAAAAGCAGGAAGAGGGUUUGUCGAAAUUCAGCUCCAUCACCAGCCAGUUAUUGAAGGAGUGUCACCCACCCGUGACAGAAACGCUCUCCAGCACCCUGCAGGAAGUCAACAUGAGAUGGAGUAACUUACUGGAAGAGAUUGCAGAGCAGCUGCACUCCAGCAAGGCCCUCCUUCAGCUCUGGCAGAGAUACAAGGACUACACAAAGCAGUGUGCCUCCGCUGUCCAACAACAAGAGGAUCGAACCAGUGCGCUGUUGAAGGCAGUCACUAACAAGGACAUUGCAGAUGAUGAAGUUACCCAGUGGAUUCAGGAUUGCAAUGACCUUCUCAAGGGACUGGGGACAGUCAAGGACUCGCUCUUCGUCCUCCGCGAGCUAGGAGAGCAGCUGGGGCAACAGGUGGAUGCCUCGGCCGCUGCAGCCAUUCAGUGCGAGCAGCUCUGUUUCAGUCAGCGCCUGUGCAGCCUGGAGCAGGCGCUCUGCAAGCAGCAAGUGGUGUUGCAGGCUGGAGUUGUUGACUAUGAAACAUUUGCCGAGAGCUUAGAAGCCCUAGAGGCCUGGAUCAUGGAAGCCGAGGACAUCCUCCAAGCCCAGGACCCUACGCACUCGUCCGACCUCUCCACUAUCCAGGAAAGGAUGGAAGAACUGAGAGGGCAGAUGCUAAGGUUUAGCAGCAUGGCUCCAGAUUUAGACCGUCUCAAUGAGUUGGGGUACCGGUUACCCUUGAAUGACAAGGAGAUCAAGAGGAUGCAGAACCUGAACCGCCAGUGGUCUCUGACGUCUUCUCAGACCACAGAAAGAUUCAGCAAGCUGCAGUCGUUCUUGCUUCAGCACCAGACUUUCUUGGAAAAGUGUGAGACGUGGAUGGAAUUCCUGGUUCAGACAGAGCAGAAGUUAGCAGUGGAGAUCUCCGGCAACUACCAGCAGCUGCUGGAGCAGCAGAGGGCACAUGAGCUGUUUCAAGCUGAGAUGUUCAGCCGUCAGCAGAUCCUGCACUCCAUCAUUGUUGAUGGGCAGCAUCUUCUAGAACAAGGUCAAGUUGAUGACAGGGACGAGUUCAGCCUGAAGUUGACGCUCCUUAGUAAUCAGUGGCAGGGAGUGAUUCGCAGGGCCCAGCAGAGACGGGGGAUCAUCGACAGCCAGAUUCGCCAGUGGCAGCGCUACAGGGAGAUGGCAGAGAAGCUCCGUAAAUGGCUGGCUGAAGUGUCCUACCUGCCCUUGAGUGGUCUUGGAAGCAUCCCAGUCCCGCUGCAACAAGUGAGGACCCUCUUCGAUGAAGUGCAGUUUAAAGAGAAGGUGUUCCUGCGCCAGCAAGGCAGCUACAUCCUGACAGUGGAGGCAGGCAAACAGCUCCUGCUCUCGGCCGACAGUGGCGCCGAGGCUGCCUUGCAGGCCGAACUCACGGACAUCCAAGAGAAAUGGAAGUCAGCCAGCAUGCAUCUGGAGGAGCAGAAGAAAAAGCUGGCUUUCUUGUUGAAAGACUGGGAAAAAUGUGAGAAUGGGAUAGCUGAUUCUCUGGAGAAGCUACGAACUUUCAAAAAGAAGUUGUCCCAGCCUCUACCAGACCACCAUGAUGAACUCCACACUGAGCAGAUGCGGUGCAAGGAAUUGGAAAACGCCGUUGGGAGGUGGACAGAUGACCUGGCGGAACUCACCCUACUGAGGGAUGCCCUGGCCGUGUACAUCAGUGCCGAGGACGUCUCCAUCCUGAACGAGCGCGUGGAGCUUCUGCAAAGGCAGUGGGAAGAGCUGUGUCACCAAGUCUCCUUAAGACGGCAGCAAGUGAGCGAGCGGCUGAACGAAUGGGCCGUCUUCAGCGAGAAGAACAAGGAGCUCUGUGAGUGGCUGACCCAGAUGGAGGGCAAAGUCUCCCAGAACGGAGACAUCCUCAUUGAAGAGAUGAUAGAAAAGCUCAAGAAGGAUUAUCAAGAGGAAAUUGCUGUUGCCCAAGAGAACAAAAUCCAGCUCCAGCAAAUGGGAGAACGGCUCGCUAAAGCCAGCCACGAGAGCAAAGCCUCCGAGAUUCAGUACAAGCUAGGCAAAGUGAACGACAGGUGGCAGCAUCUCCUGGACCUCAUCGCGGCCAGGGUGAAGAAGCUAAAGGAGACCCUGGUGGCCGUGCAGCAGCUGGAUAAGAACAUGGGCAGUCUGAGGACCUGGCUGGCCCACAUCGAAUCAGAGCUGGCCAAGCCCAUAGUCUACGACUCCUGUAACUCAGAAGAAAUCCAGAGGAAGCUGAGUGAGCAGCAGGAGCUUCAGAGAGACAUCGAGAAACACAGCACAGGUGUUGCCUCCGUCCUCAACUUGUGUGAGGUCCUGCUACAUGACUGCGAUGCCUGUGCCACUGAGGCUGAGUGUGACUCCAUCCAGCAGGCCACUCGGAACCUGGACCGGCGGUGGAGGAACAUCUGUGCGAUGUCCAUGGAAAGGAGACUCAAGAUUGAAGAGACCUGGCGACUGUGGCAGAAGUUUCUGGAUGACUAUUCUCGUUUUGAAGACUGGCUGAAGAUUUCAGAAAGGACAGCUGCGUUCCCCAGUUCUUCUGGGGUUCUGUAUACAGUUGCUAAGGAAGAGCUGAAGAAGUUUGAGGCUUUCCAGCGGCAGGUCCAUGAGAGCCUGACCCAGCUAGAGCUGAUCAACAAACAGUACCGCCGCCUGGCCAGAGAGAAUCGCACUGACUCCGCGUGCAGCCUCAAGCAGAUGGUCCAUGGAGGCAACCAGAGAUGGGAUGACCUACAGAAGCGUGUCGCCUCCAUCCUGCGCAGACUCAAGCAUUUUAUUAGCCAGCGGGAGGAGUUUGAGACUGCACGGGACAGCAUUCUUGUCUGGCUGACAGAGAUGGAUCUACAGCUCACCAAUAUCGAACAUUUUUCCGAAUGCGAUGUUCAAGCUAAAAUAAAGCAACUCAAGGCCUUCCAGCAGGAGAUCUCGCUGAACCACAAUAAGAUCGAGCAGAUCAUUGCCCAGGGGGAGCAGCUGAUCGAGAAGAGCGAGCCCCUGGAUGCAGCCGUCAUCGAGGAGGAGCUAGACGAGCUCCGACGUUACUGCCAGGAGGUCUUCGGACGUGUGGAAAGAUACCACAAGAAGCUGAUCCGCCUGCCCCUACCGGAUGAUGACCAUGACCUCUCAGAUCGAGAGCUAGAUCUCGAAGACUCCACGGCUCUUUCAGACCUACGCUGGCAGGACCCCUCUGCAGAUGGCAUGACCUCCCCACAGCCUUCCUCCAACCCCUCCCUCUCCCUCCCUCAGCCCCUCCGGAGUGAGCGGUCAGGGCGAGACACUCCAGCCAGCGUGGACUCCAUCCCCCUGGAAUGGGACCAUGAUUAUGAUCUCAGUCGGGACCUGGAGUCAGCGUCACGAACUCUGCCCUCAGAAGAUGAAGAGGGCGAGGAAGACAAAGAGUUCUACCUCAGGGGAGCUGUUGGCUUGUCAGGGGAUCCCAGCUCAUUGGAGUCACAGAUGAGGCAGCUGGACAAAGCCCUGGGUGAUGGCCGCUUCCAGAUUCAACAAACUGCAAAUAUCCUCAGAAGCAAAACUCCCACAGGGCCAGACCUGGACACCAGCUACAAGGGCUAUAUGAAGCUGCUGGGUGAAUGCAGCGGGAGCAUAGAUUCCGUGAGGAGGCUAGAGCACAAGCUGGCGGAGGAAGAGAGCGUUCCUGGCUUCGUUAACCUCAACAGCACCGAGACUCAGACAGCCGGUGUGAUUGACCGCUGGGAGCUCCUCCAGGCCCAGGCACUGAGCAAGGAGUUGAGGACGAAGCAGAACCUUCAGAAAUGGCAGCAGUUCAAUUCAGACCUCAAUAACAUCUGGGCCUGGCUAGGUGAGACCGAGGAGGAACUGGACCGGCUCCGGCACCUCGCACUCAGCACCGACAUCCACACCAUCGAGUGUCACAUCAAAAAGCUCAAGGAGCUCCAGAAAGCCGUGGACCACCGCAAAGCCAUCAUCCUCUCCAUCAACCUCUGCAGCUCAGAGUUCACCCAGGGGGACAGUAAGGAGAGCCGCGACCUGCAGGAUCGCUUAUCCCAGAUGAACGGGCGGUGGGACCGAGUGUGCUCCCUGCUGGAGGACUGGCGGGGCCUGCUUCAGGAUGCCCUCAUGCAGUGCCAGGAUUUCCAUGAAAUGAGCCACGCUUUGCUUCUCAUGCUGGAAAACAUCGACAGAAGGAAAAAUGAGAUUGUCCCAAUUGAUUCUACCCUUGACCCAGAGAUACUUCAGGACCGUCACAAACAACUCGUGCAAAUAAAGCAGGAGCUGCUGAAAUCCCAGCUCAGAGUGGCCUCACUGCAAGACUUGUCUCGCCAACUCUUAGUGAAUGCCGAAGGUUCCGAUUGUCUAGAAGCCAAAGAAAAAGUCCAUGUUAUUGGAAACCGGCUCAAACUUCUCUUGAAGGAAGUCAACCAUCAUAUCAAGGAUCUGGAGAAGUUACUGGACAUGUCAAGCAGUCAGCAGGAUUUGUCUUCCUGGUCUUCUGCAGAUGAACUGGACACCUCAGGAUCUGUGAGUCCUACAUCAGGCAGAAGUACCCCAAACAGACAGAAAUCGGUCCACAAAAGGUGGCUGCGAUUCCUCCCCUUCUGAACCCAGGCCAGCACGGGUGGGUCGAGCCUUCCUGUUCCGGGUCCUCAGGGCUGCUCUUCCUCUUCAGCUGCUCCUGCUGCUCCUUAUUG
Messenger RNA from Peromyscus leucopus (white-footed mouse), 11108 nucleotides. RefSeq names its product nesprin-1-like. NCBI's taxonomy places the organism in Eukaryota, Metazoa, Chordata, Mammalia, Rodentia, Cricetidae. The record is from RefSeq and is a predicted model, not a curated record. Gene Ontology annotation, molecular function: protein binding.